Messenger RNA from Umbelopsis ramanniana AG, 1535 nucleotides. RefSeq lists its product as uncharacterized. Gene Ontology annotation, molecular function: zinc ion binding; nucleic acid binding. Gene Ontology annotation, biological process: ribosomal large subunit biogenesis. Gene Ontology annotation, cellular component: preribosome, large subunit precursor. The record is from RefSeq and is a predicted model, not a curated record. Bases 98 to 1270 code for a protein of 390 amino acids. The transcript has 6 exons. NCBI's taxonomy places the organism in Eukaryota, Fungi, Mucoromycota, Umbelopsidomycetes, Umbelopsidales, Umbelopsidaceae.
GUUUUGGCCGCAGUCAAAUUGCCGUUUCGGACUCGACGGUCACAUAUUCAAUAAAAAGCAUGGACUGAUUGAUUACAUAUACCUAACACUCUUCCCAAUGUCAGUACAAGUCGCAAUCGCAUCGGAGCCACUCGCUCCAAGAUCAUCCCUAUACACCUGUCUAGCUUGUCAAGUUGCCUUUCAUUCCUCAGAAAAGCAGAGGAAUCAUUAUCGUACGGACUGGCACAAGUACAAUCUGAAACGUAAAGUUGCAGAACUCAAUCCUAUAUCAGCAGAGCAGUUCGCUCAAAAAGUCCUAGCGCAACAAGCAAGAGGACGAGAAGAGGAAGAACGCCAUGACCUAGUAUAUGACUGUGUACUUUGCCAGAAAACGUAUAGAUCGGAACAGGCUUUCACAAACCAUGUGCAAUCUAAGAAGCACAAGGAUACAGAGCUGAAGGCUGAGCAACUGCAUGAGUUGCCACAAUCAACAAUUAUCAUUAAUAAUGGACGACUCCUACAAGACGAAGAUGACGAAUCAGUUUCUGAUAUUCACAGCCAGGCAUCUCGUAUAGAACACAUUGAUGAGCCGGACAAGGAUUGUUUAUUCUGCAGACACCAUGCACUUGAAAUGGACGAAAAUUUGAAGCAUAUGGAGAAAGCCCACGGUUUUUUCCUUCCUGACCCGGAUUAUCUCAAAGACACAUCUGGAUUCCUUCAACACUUGACGAACAAAUUAGUACAAGAACACUUGUGUUUAUACUGCAACGGCAGAGGUAGAGAAUAUAGAAGUUUAGAAGCUGUUCGAGCACAUAUGCUUGAUUGCGGACACUGCAAAGUCUCAUUUGAAACCGUUGGCGAUUUGGAGGAAGUGAUAGAAUUUUAUGACUAUGAUCUGUCAGUCAUCGAAAGUGAUAUGGAUGUUGAUGAGUCAUCGAAGACGAAAUCUGGUCAGCCAUCAGAUCUUGUCGAGGCAGAACUUGUUUUGCCCAGUGGCACUCGGAUAGGGCACAGAAGCUUCAAUGUUUAUUAUCGACAGAGUCUGAGACCAGUGGAUGCACGUGAGAGUGUUGCUGCCAAUAGACUAUUGACGCAGAAUGGCGAAGGCACGGAAUCACUUUCGAAAUCUCAGAAAAAGCGAAUGCAUCAGCUCGCUAUUACCGAUGGAUCAUAUUCUCCUGAACAGCAACAGUCAUUAUCAGCUGUCAAGCAGAGACAGAAAUUCCAGUUACGAAUGGGUGUGCGCAACAAUGGUUUGAUGAAACACUAUCGUCUCCAAAACCCUGUGUAAAUGAACCCCUCCUGUAUAUCCAUGCUGUAACAUUCAUGAAUAAAAAACUACAAUCGGUUCUGAUUGGAAUGUCCAUACCUGCGAAUUUAUCAUAAUUUCUGUCAUCCAAGAAUUUCUUUUCCUGAAAGGAAUUCUUCCUUUUUCCAAUUGUUCGAUGUAUAUGCGCUCUACUGCAACUAAAUUCCCUUCUUCACUGCAUAUUAUGUACAACCGGAAAAGCAAUCGAUCGAGCUCCAGCGUGAAUAGUAAUGCAAGUUCUACCGAU